Schistosoma mattheei is the source of this 4242-nucleotide messenger RNA. NCBI's taxonomy places the organism in Eukaryota, Metazoa, Platyhelminthes, Trematoda, Strigeidida, Schistosomatidae. The record is from the annotation of a GenBank genome assembly.
AUGAACGACAGUCAAGAAAAGAAUUCAUGUCCAUUUAUUCGAGUUGUAACGCAUAAAAAUGGUAUACUCGUUCAUUUAGGCCAACUGGUCAGUUUAUCUGAAGAUCAGAAAUCAUUUAUCAUGCGCAAUGUGAUUAGUUUCGACCCGUUAAGAGUACAUGAACGAACAAUUUCAACAUUAGAACCAGCGGAAAUUCUUGCACUCACUGAAUCCAAACUUCAAAGUCAACAUGGUAAAAGGGGAAAUUUAUUGUCUGAUUAUUUACAAAAUCAAAUGAUGUUCAAUGCUUCAGUGAAAUCAUCAUGUGAGAACAGUAAGCAAGUGAAUAUAUCAGAGCAAAAACAUGACGCAGUGCACGGUCCAUUACUUAUCACUCCCAGUGAUGUCCUUAUUCGUUUAAGUGAAGUACGCGAGUUAAGCAUUGUUCCAGUAAUUCGCUUUGACCACCCUAAGCAAAUGCGACAAGUCAGCUUGAAGUAUGGAUCUGAAAGAAUAACUGAAGUCAAGAAAUAUGGCCCCAGGCAAGACAUCGUUAAUACAAGUAAAUUGUCAGAGAGUACAAACAAGCGGUCAGAUUCAUCAAUACAGUGUAAUGAGUAUACGGAUAUUACCAACAGCUCUAAAAGUCUAGAUCCAUGUGACGAUACUGAUCAAUUAAGUGAAGUGAUGACUAACGGCUAUUCUAAACGAAAGGAAAUCGACCAGGAAUUUGACAAGAAGCCUUCAUUGAGGGAGGGAAAGAACAAGGUGAAAGAGGAAGUUGAAAGAAUAGAAGAAGGAAAAGUCGAGCUCUUCGAUGAAGCAUUUAAAAUUUUCCGAAAGUAAAUCGAUCACACAAGUAAACUGCAAUAACAGUACAGACUGUAACAACAGUCAAAGUUUCCAACAAAACCUACAAAAACAAGUCCCAGUACAACAGAAAGGAAAAAAUGAAGCAAAACCACUUUCUGUACACAAAACGAAAAUACGUAACACGUCUGCAGAAGGUAGAGGGCGACGAGAACGACGUCUUUUGAACAAGCAAAGAUAUUCGGAGGUAGGUUUCUGGAUUAGUUAGUUUUGUUUUUGCAUCAGCUAUAGUUUUUGGUUGAUUGAUGGUUCCGCGUGUCAUCUGUAAAGAACUGUGAUUGUUUGCAGAAAUAUCUAUGGUAAACCUUUAAACAACUGUUGACUUGACCAAAGUCAUUUAUUGGUUCCUUAUUUUUACUAGGCAGAUGAAUGGUAUCAUUGGUCAUCGUCGAUUUGAAGACUCGAAAUGGAUUACGCGAACUUGUGUUUAGUUAAAAUUGAGAUGUAAUAGAUAGGACGUUUCAUUAUGACUUAUUGUACCAGGUGAAUUUAUUUCAUCAAUAAAAGUAGCCUAAAAUGCAUUUUGAAGUAUUAGACAUAUAUAGCAACUAAUUGUAGGAACUGAUAUCAUCCCGUUGUGUGCAUUCGGGACUAUGAUUUGUAAGUCUUUGUCGAUGUUUUUUGACCAGGGGCCUCGUUUAGAUUUUUUUGGAAAUUAUCACAGCUGCAUGUACCUGAGUAUACUGGUGAUGAUGUUCUCAAUGAAUUCACGUCUUACCUUGAACAUUAUUAAUAAUGGACUUCAGGUACAUCCAACUGACGAUAAAUUCCUCAAGCAGGAUACACCCAAUUUUGUUAAAUGUUCUGCUGAUAGAAAACAGUGAAACCGGUUGCAUGCUUAGUUGUUUUAAUAAUAACCCAUUAAGUUAGUAUUGUUCUGCCCUAGUUACAUAUAUUUCCAUUGAUUUAAUGCUUAUCACCCAGCAACAGUUGUCAGGGUGGCAUUUUCUUCCCGUUUCUUUCGGAAUAUAUGUAAACUGAAAUGUGUGCUCAACUCGAAGGAACUUAAAAAUAACACACUCUGUGAUGAUUUCGAACAUUUAAUUAGGGGUCGAAUGAAAGAUAUCAGAUCUUUCGCCAAACCCUUAUCUUUUACAUUGUUGAAUCGCCAUCCAAUAAUCCCCACUCCUAGUCUUAGUCUAUUCGACAUUAAGCUAGGCGACUACACAACGUGCUGACCGUUGAGGAAUUCCAUACCAUGGCAACAUGACUACCUAGUGCCUUCUAGUUUACAUUGGUACUGCAACCAACAUCCAUCCGUAAUGAAAGUCAACCCACAUAAAACAAUUCUGUCAUACUUGAUGAGUAAGAUUGACUAGUGUUACAUAAAGUUCAAGUCGUUGUCUGAUGCUAACUCUAAAAACUAAUGUCAGCCAGGAAAUAUUGAUUGUUUGUGUGAUGUUAGCCUGAAACUCCUUGGAAUUAUUUACCGUGGACCGAAAGCAUGAAACUAAAGUUUAACUUUAAAUAAUAUUGUAUAAUACUGAUGAAUAAAUCUGGUUGAGACGUUCUAGUUAGGUAUCUUUACGAUAUCAUUGAUUAUCAUUAGAGUUGUAUACAGCAUCCAGACAAGGAUAUGACUGCAAGUAUAUGUUAUACAUAGGGUUGGGAAGAAGCAAUGUAUUACGCUAUCAUAGAGUACAAAUUAUAAAUACUGAAUGCAUAAUGCCCACUGAUCACAAUGCCAAUACUCGUCAGAGUUCUUUCACAUUGAAUUCAUUAAUAAAUUAAACUACCAUGUGUCAGUUUGAUGAUGGACACACGUAUGCUACAAAACGAUUUAAUCGUUUUCAUAUGUACAUCAUUUGGUUCAUUCACUGUCAAAAGUCCAUUUAAACAUAGUGAAAGUCUUGUGAAAGUGUUUUAAAAUGCAUUUGAAGCUGUGUGAAGAAUGUGGAAGUCAAACAGGCCAUGCCAUCACGUGAACACGUAUUUCUGUUGAUUUAACUAACUAAUUGAAAAUGUGAUUAUUAUCCUUUGAUAAACUAAUCAAUACUGACGUUCAAAUCUUUAUCCUCUUCAUUGAACAAGAUUCGUUGUCACAAAUCAAUACCACUUGAAGUAUACUUGAAAUGGUGUUAGUUUUUACAUUCUGGACCCUACAAUGUAACUGAUACUAUUGUCUAAUAUUUGAAUUUACAAAGAAUUUGAACUUCUUCAGUAGCCUCCAGGUGAUUAGAACGAUCUUUAAUGAGGGAUAUUUUACAUGCGUAACCGGUAUGCUGUUAGUUUGUUGGAAUUUCAGUAUUUAGAAUGAUAAAAUACUUUCUUUCCACUUCAUCUAACACAGUGAGGAAUGGUCAGGUUAGAUGCAGGCCACUAGAUAAAAACUGAAAAUUCAUUGAUGAAUUUAUGUUAUCUCACCUACUUAGGCUUCCAUGGUAUACGUUCAAAGUACAAAAUUCACCACAUACCUUGAUAUGAAUUCCUGACUGACGUGGAAAUCGGUCGGAAGCGAGGUAGAGGCGAUUAAACAAAUUUACUGACUGUUGAUCUGAGUCAUGUUAGUAAGCGCUGGAGUUCAGGCAACAACUGUGAUCAGUAGUCAGAAACAUGCAGCUGGAAAGUCCCAAUAAGAUUGAGCACGACUCCUGGAUUCCACUGCUAGCAACACCACAUUUAUUCUAUUAAACAGGUUGGAGAUGUUAAUUGUCAUAGGUAUCAGUACUGUCUUAUCAUUAGUACGUCACUUUCUAGGUUAUGAGUCUCGGUAUUAUUUCGUACUUAUUCUACGAACCUACUACGUUUUACGAAGCGAGUUCUCUAUAUUUUCUCUGUUUUAUUGUGAUUAAUUACUAUUAUUAUUGUGAUUCGUUUGUUAUUCAUUAUUUUUAAUUUCAUCGUGACUGAUUCACUGACCUAUCCACCCUGUCUUGAGGAAUUGCCUAGAAUAAAUAAGUGUCAAGUGGCAAUUAGUUUCCUCUAAGAUAAAACAAAUCAUAUUUAAAGUUAUCAGUGCCAAAGACGAGGUUUUUGCUAGCAUAAACUAUGAACGUUUCUUAUAAAUAGAUUUUCACUGAUUGCUUGUCUAUAAUGUUGACAAAUUAUAGGGUGGCGGUAAAACGCAAUCCAAAUCUGUCAACAUCUCUAGUUCAUCAUUCUUAAAAUGCCCAACAUCUACACCACAUUUGAUAAAUGGUCGUUCUGAAGCAUCAUCAAGAUGGUACAAUGAUAGCAUUGUGUCGAUAACAAUUCAACAGUCGUCAACAAACUCAACUAUGAACCACUCAAAUAGUUUGUUGAAACCAAGACAGAAAACACCAGUGAAAAAUCGCAGCUUGAAAUAAAUGAAACCCAGUGAAUGAUGACUAGCCAUCUGUUGUAUCUUCAAAUUUAACAUUGACAAUGCUACUGUUGUUUUGUCGAUAUUAUCAAAUAAGUUUAAUCUAUCCG